Cutaneotrichosporon oleaginosum is the source of this 3660-nucleotide messenger RNA. RefSeq lists its product as uncharacterized. Gene Ontology annotation, cellular component: MOZ/MORF histone acetyltransferase complex. The record is from RefSeq and is a predicted model, not a curated record. Lineage: Eukaryota; Fungi; Basidiomycota; Tremellomycetes; Trichosporonales; Trichosporonaceae. Gene Ontology annotation, biological process: regulation of transcription by RNA polymerase II. Gene Ontology annotation, molecular function: protein binding.
UGCCCAGUCAUCUACAUUUCCACGACCUCCAUCCCGCCGCGAUGGCCACCUCGCCGGGCAAGAAGGUGGACGUCCCCACAGUCUCCUUUCGCGUCAUCACCGAUGACAAGGCGCUGCUCGGGCCUGCGGGCGUGCACUCCGAACAGGCGCGGUCGUAUGGCUAUAAUGACUUCUCCUACUUUGAGCGACCGGAGCACUACAUUCGCUACAUCGAGCCGAUCGAGAGCGAGCUCGCCGUACAGGUCGAGUACGACAUGGACGAGCAGGACCAGGAAUGGCUGGAUGCCGUCAAUGCCGAGCGGAAGAAGGACCAGCAGGCGCCUGUGUCGUAUGAGCUCUUCGAAGUGCUCAUCGACAAGCUCGAGAAGGAGUGGUUCAACCUCAUCAAGCGCAUCCCGCAGCCGCAGAGCCACAUGCCCGUCGAGGACUCCAAGUGCGCGAUCUGCGACGAUGGCGAAGGCGAGAACUCGAAUGCCAUCGUCUUCUGCGACGGCUGCAACCUCCCCGUCCACCAGGACUGCUACGGUGUCCCUUACAUCCCCGAGGGCCAGUGGUUGUGCAGGAAGUGCACCGUGUCGCCGGAGAACCCUGCCUCAUGCUUGUUUUGCCCAAACGAAGGAGGCGCGUUCAAGCAGACCACGACCGGCUUGUGGGCUCACCUCCUCUGUGCGAUAUGGAUACCUGAGCUCGGCGUUGGCAACGCAAUCUACAUGGAGCCUGUGGAGGGGGUCGAGAACGUUCCCAAGAGCCGUUGGAAGCUGGUGUGUUCGCUUUGCAAGGAGCGCGUCGGCGCCUGCAUCCAGUGCGAGAAGCCAAGCUGCUUCACAGCGUUCCAUGUGACUUGUGCGCGGCAGGCUGGAUUGCUGAUGAGCAUGAAAUUGAUGGGCGCGGACGGGCAGUUGAAGGCUUAUUGCGACAAACACCUGCCAGCUGACUGGCGACUCGCCUCCGAACCAGAUGAUGUCGAUGACGACUCGUACCACGAAUCUGAGGAAGACGAGGACGAUUUGCCGUCUCCGGCGCCGGCACGCAAACGGAAGCGAAAGGACUCCUUGACUACUCGCCCCACAACGAUAACGACAAAGUCCGCGAGGGCGCACGCCAAGUCGUACAGACCUGGUCCUCCCAUCGUGCCACGCAUGAUCGUGAAUCGCCUGCUCGACUACGUUGCGAAGGUGACGAUCAGCAAGCGCCAGCUGUUUAUUGAGCGGCUUUGUCGCUAUUGGAGCUUGAAGCGGGAGGCACGACGAGGCGCGCCGCUGCUCAAACGCCUACAUUUGGAGCCGUGGACGGCGACAACGGAGUCACGGGACGAGACAGAGGCGGAGAAGGCCAAGAAGCUCGAGUUUCUCAUCGCAUUGCGCAAUGACCUCGAAAAGGUGCGCUUGCUCGCUGAACUCGUGCGCAAGCGUGAAAAGGAGAAGCUGCGCCAGGCUCAGGUUAUCAAGGAUGUCGUCGAAGGGUUCGUCUUGCCGCAUUACACGGUACUACGAAGUGUGUUCGACCGCAUUUCUGCCCUCGACCGCGAGGACAUCUUCUUGCACCCAGUCGACAAGGACGAGGUCCCCGACUACUACGAAGUUGUCAAAGAACCUAUCUGCUUUUCCGACAUCGACAAGAAGAUCGAGAAUGUCCGGUACCGCAAUGUCGCUGAGUUCAAGAAUGAUAUCAGGCUGUUGUUCGCGAAUGCGCAGCUGUACAACAAGUCUGACACAGCCUUCUACCGUCGAGCAGUGCGGUAUAAGGCGCUGUCCGAGCCCAUCCUCACCGAGCUUGACAAUAUCCCAUCUGAAUCCUCCCUUCAACCACUUGGCGACGAGUGGAUUGAGCCAGCAGAUGGGGCUGUCGGCGACCUCGAGACGUCGCUCGUGCGCUUGCAAGCCCUGGUGGCGCCAGAUCCGAGCGACUCCACACGUGAUAUGCUCGCGUCAAUCUUCGUCUCCGAAGUCGAGAAACCAAAGGAGCCGUCCCCGCCCCGGCCAAAGCGCCCAGCUGUCAACCGUGCCAAAUUGUUCGCAGAGCGUGAGGAGCGUUACAAGGAGCGGAAGGUGUUGGGUGGGGUGCGCGCCAGCCGCCGUCAUAACACGUCGGCAUCAUCGCCAGUAGGGACACCUGCGCUAGAGGCAACGCCCGACGCUGCGGCUGUGCCAGAUUCGGCGGCAAUAACAGAGCCGGCAGUGCAACCAGAGGCAGGGCCUAGCGGCUCGAGCGGCACACCUCGACGACGCACGAGGCGCACCGUAGCGGAGGAGGAGGCCAGCUCAGCGGCGUCAUCUCCUGGCAGCAUCAAACCCAUGAGAAACCCGCAAAGGGGCGUCCUCGGCCUCCAGAGCAUCCCCAUCUUGACCGACGCGCAGCGGCGCGCGAAAGAGAAAAGACUUGACUUAGUCACGACCUCGCUGGACGCACGGCAUCAGAACGAGCGAUUCAACGUCGGUUGGAUCUUACCAGAGGGGUCGAAGCGGCGGCGAGUGUCGCAGGAGAGCAAGCCCAUCUCCAAGCCCAAGUCCAGGGAGAUUAAGAAGGUCAAGGAGCCCUCUAAGUCAUCAACGGAUUCUCCCCAGUCCAAGGCGCGAGGCAAAGAACGAGGACCGCCGGCUGUGGCGACGAAGGAGAAAGAUGUCAAGGGAAAAGGGAAAGAGGCGAAGGGACGUGCACGGAAGGCGUCCAUGUCCUCUGCGCGGUCAGCUACUUCGCGUACCAGCAAACGCAAAGCCUCGCCUCCACCCGAGCCACCUGCCAAGCGCAGCAGAAUGGAGAGCGAUGACGACCUCACCCCGGUACCCGACAGCGCGCCGCCCACUGCCACCGAGGCAAGAUUUCCGGACCGCAGCAGUCUAUCGCCUCUGCCGGAGGACAUGGCAACGCCGAAGGCGGUGAUAAUUGAGGGCGCAGGAGACGCCGGAGAAGAGGCACCAGGGAAACAGUCUGCAGCGGCGGACGAGGGCGAGAGAGGAGAGGCUGCGGAGGCUGAAACGGCCCAGGGAGAAGCCGGUGGUGAAGUGAAGCGCGAGGAGGGAAAGGGCUCAGAUGGCUCACUAGACGAGGACGCUGCUGGUAGGGGAGCGGAGACGACACAUGAUGGCGAUGCCGGGGUGCUUGAGGGGGACGCCUCAGCCGAACCCGCGGAGGAUCCUCCUUGCACCACGUCCGCAACAACACCGUCAUUGGCGUCAUUGGCAACCCCGGCCUCAGCGCGAGCCUCCUCGCGUUCGCGCCCCGCCUCAUCCACAGCCCGCAAAGCGAAACCUAACUUCGGACCAGGCAUGCAGGUUUGGGCCAAGGCGACGUCGUUCCCAUACUUCCCAGCGCGUAUCAUCAACCACGUCAAGGACUGGCAGACAGUACCGCAAAGCGUGCUGGAUCUGGAGGAGAACAUGUCCAAGAACGGGCCUGUGACGCUCGUGCGCUUCUACGACAAGGAGGGCUCGUACGGCUGGGUCUCCGAGGAUAAGAUGGUGCCACUGGGCGGAGAGGCAGAUGAGAUAUACUUAGCGGUGAGCAAAGGUGGCGAUGACGGGCUGACGACAGGGCAAGGAGCCGGGUAGGAAGAAGAAACCAUCUACCAAGCGCUCCAAGGAGAAGUGCCGGAUAGCGUAUGACGAGGCCAUGGCCGCCAAGAAGAAGUAGCCCUAGCUCUGUAUCCAUGCAACUAGUCGU